Messenger RNA from Phoenix dactylifera (date palm), 1155 nucleotides. RefSeq lists its product as uncharacterized. Lineage: Eukaryota; Viridiplantae; Streptophyta; Magnoliopsida; Arecales; Arecaceae. The record is from RefSeq and is a predicted model, not a curated record.
CUGAAGGUCUCUUGCAACUCCUCCCUUUCUCUCUUUGACUCCCUCUUCUGCGCUUUGUCCCGGUGGAAGCGUUUCAUAGGUCUUUGGGAAAAAAACCUAACCCUAGAGAAGUUUGAAGGUACGCUAAUGGCGGCGGAUGUGAGCUCUUUGGCGCGGAUGCCGAGCGGGUACAACAAGGAGGAGGGGGAGGGGAAGAGGGAUUUGGUCACCAGGGACCUCCUCGGCGGCGGCGCGGUGCUGGGGUCCGCGGGGGAGGUGGAUCUCGAGCGCCAGGUGCCGGCCGGCUGGGAGCGGCGACUUGAUCUAUUGUCCGGUAAAGCGUACCUCCAGAAGCGCGAGUCCAAUCCGUCGUCCCGCCAAGUCCAAGACCUCAACCUUCCCCCACCGCCCGCCUCCGCCGCCGUCGGCGUCGGCCUCUCGGAAGAUUUCACAGCGCUCGACCUCAAGCUGGCAGCGGUCCCGCCCCCACCCGCCGCCGCCGCCGCCUCCUCCUCCGCCUCCUUCGAUUACCUUAGCGUGUGUACCCUGGAGAAGGUCAAGUCCGCUUUGGAGCGCGCCGAGCGCGAGUCCCGCAUCCGCCUCCCCCUCCGCGGCCAAUUCGACGGCUCCCCUUCUCCCUCCUCCUCCUCCACCACCUCCUCCUCCAUCAAACGGCGCGCCGCGGUCGAUCAGGACGAGGACGGCGCCACCGACGUCUCCAAUUCCUCCGGCGGGAUGAUCGCCGCCGGUUGCCCCGGGUGCCUCCUCUACGUCCUCAUCGCCAAGGUUGACCCCAGGUGCCCCCGGUGUGACUCGCACGUGCCGCUCCCUGCCCUCAAAAAGAAGCCUAAAAUUGACCUCAACUCGGCACACACCGACUGGAAUUAGCUUUAGCUUGAUGAUGAUGAUGAUGAUGAUGAUGAUAUAUAAAGGAGAAACAAAAUUGCUAAAUUUUGAGUAGGUGGACACAUGGAAAAAAGAGAGAGAGAGAGAGAGAGAGAGAUGGAAGCUGAUGUUUUUCCUUUUCUGUACAAAAAAAAAAAAAAACUCUUUUGGAGCUAAAGAUGAAAGGAUUUAUUUUAUUGUCUUUUUUUCCUUUUGGGGGCUGGCAGGGAAUCUCUGUAAUCUUCGAUUUAUAGUUCAUAAAUUUAUAAAUUUAUUUUUUAUUGUUAUUUA